This is a messenger RNA of Sclerotinia sclerotiorum 1980 UF-70, 159 nucleotides long. RefSeq lists its product with no specific name. The record is from RefSeq and is a predicted model, not a curated record. The transcript is spliced from 3 exons. Bases 1 to 159 code for a protein of 52 amino acids. NCBI's taxonomy places the organism in Eukaryota, Fungi, Ascomycota, Leotiomycetes, Helotiales, Sclerotiniaceae.
AUGUCGGAAAUUUGGCUGGAAAUAAUUACUGGCAAUCCGUUACUGCGCUUAGAGGGUAGUACUGCAGUUAUCGAGGGGAUGAAGGGGCUUCCCUCGGCUUCCUUUGGCUUUGGCCAAUGGUUAAUUUACGAAUUUACUCUACCAGAUAUACGGGACUAA